AUGUUGAUACCACGAGCCUCCGUCCCCGACAUUGAAGUGGAAGACCUGUCGGCCUAUACGGAGGAGGUCGAGCAGAAUGCUGACGGAAAGUCAGUCCUGACUCGGCGCGCGCUCAUAGCCCAGCAACAGGAAUUUAGAGAAUGGAUCAAACAAUAUCCUCCUAUGCAACAACUUCCUGCCAAACUCGAUGCAGAAAUCACGCACACGGGCGCUCUCCUUUCCUUCGGUCUCGGUAUCACUUACGAGCAUCUCCUUGCUUACGCGGCAAAGCGCAACAUCCGGGCUUCGUGGGCGCCCGAUGAAGCCAUCACCAGCCCCGCAGUCGCGUGGGUUCGAAUUGCCAGGCUGUUCAUGGAGAGGAUGCCUGGUUUCCUGGUGUACUACCGUCGGCCGUUCUCGGUACACUACGAGGGGCUCCUCGCGCUCUACUCGAACCACUCGAUGCGGGAACUGCAGCGCCGCGGGGAGGCACACGAGAAGAUGGUUAUCGAGUUCCUACAGAAAGAGAUGGAGCUCGACUCGACGCCGAUGUGGUACUGGGACAUGGAUUAUACUUCGUACUACUGA
This is a messenger RNA of Heterobasidion irregulare TC 32-1, 567 nucleotides long. RefSeq lists its product as uncharacterized. Bases 1 to 567 code for a protein of 188 amino acids. Lineage: Eukaryota; Fungi; Basidiomycota; Agaricomycetes; Russulales; Bondarzewiaceae. The transcript has 2 exons. The record is from RefSeq and is a predicted model, not a curated record.